GAACAUUGCAGUUUCCAUUUCCAUCAGAUAAAGAGGGACAAGGAGAGGAAAGGGGAGAGUGGGGUGUGGUAAUCAAUGUUUAAAACCAACAGCCCAUCCCUCUCUUCCUCACUCCCUCUCUCUCUCUUUCUCUGACUGUCCACCUCCUCGCACAACUUCGUCACCAUGUCACAGGUCCAGCAGGGUAUGGCAUUGCUCAUCUCAGCCUUCCACAAGUACUCUGGCAAGGAGGGCGACAAGACGACCCUGAGCAAGGGAGAACUCAAAGAUCUGCUCAACGCUGAGCUUGGAGAGAUCAUGGGGAAAAACACUGACCAGGCAAAGGUUGACAAGAUUUUCAAAGAUCUGGAUGCUAACUCAGAUGGCAGUGUGGAUUUCCAGGAGUACGUCACACUGGUGGCCUGCCUCACCAUGUUGUGCAAUGAGUUCUUCACCAAGAAGUGAAACAGCUCCCCCUGCCCA
Oncorhynchus keta (chum salmon) is the source of this 462-nucleotide messenger RNA. RefSeq names its product ictacalcin-like. Lineage: Eukaryota; Metazoa; Chordata; Actinopteri; Salmoniformes; Salmonidae. Gene Ontology annotation, molecular function: calcium ion binding; transition metal ion binding. The transcript has 3 exons. The record is from RefSeq and is a predicted model, not a curated record. The coding region runs from base 166 to 444 and encodes 92 amino acids.